GCCAGGGAGUCAAGGAGUGACCGCUGUAUCCAGAGCAAUGUGGUGGCCUAUGCUGUGGGCCUUUCCAGUACUGCUCUGUCUCUGUUCCUCCCAGGCCCUGGGUCAGGAGAGUGGUGCCUGUCCAGAUGUUAAGAUCGUAGGUCUGGGGGCCCAGGACAAGGUGGCUGUCAUCCAAAGUUGCCCUAGCUUUCCUGGCCCACCUGGACCGAAAGGGGAGCCUGGAAGUCCUGCUGGGAGAGGGGAACGGGGCUUACAGGGCAGCCCAGGGAAGAUGGGACCCGCCGGCAGCAAAGGAGAGCCGGGAACCAUGGGGCCCCCAGGAGUCAAAGGGGAGAAAGGACAGAGAGGAACUGCAUCACCACUGGGUCAGAAGGAGCUGGGAGACGCCCUGUGCCAGAGAGGGCCCUGGAGCUGCAAAGACUUGCUGACACGGGGGAUCUUCCUGACUGGCUGGUACACCAUCUAUCUUCCUGACUGCCGGCCACUGACUGUGCUCUGUGACAUGGAUGUGGAUGGUGGGGGCUGGACCGUUUUUCAACGACGAGUGGAUGGGUCCAUCAACUUCUACCGAGACUGGGAUUCCUAUAAAAGAGGCUUUGGCAACCUGGGCACGGAGUUCUGGUUGGGUAAUGACUACCUCCACCUGCUCACAGCCAAUGGGAACCAAGAGCUCCGGGUUGACUUAAGAGAGUUCCAAGGUCAAACCUCCUAUGCCAAAUACAGCUCAUUCCAGGUAUCUGGAGAACAGGAGAAAUACAAGCUGACCUUGGGGCAGUUUCUGGAGGGCACUGCAGGAGACUCCCUGACAAAGCACAACAACAUGGCAUUCUCAACCCAUGACCAAGAUAAUGAUACGAACGGCGGGAAGAACUGUGCAGCUUUGUUCCACGGAGCCUGGUGGUACCACGACUGUCACCAGUCCAACCUCAACGGGCGCUACUUGCCUGGCUCCCAUGAAAGUUAUGCGGAUGGCAUCAACUGGCUAAGUGGCCGAGGCCACCGCUACUCCUACAAGGUUGCCGAGAUGAAAAUCCGGGAAUCAUAAGGUGCCCCAGCCUCCACCCACCCCUGCAGCCGUGCCCAGGCCAUGUGGGGACACUGAAGGAAGGGGUCACGAGAAGAUGGAGUCUGUAUGUCGUGUGCUCUGGACACUGUCCAGCACUGACCACUAUGCACUAAUAAAGGCCAGAGAAGCAGA
Messenger RNA from Rattus rattus (black rat), 1198 nucleotides. Its product is annotated as ficolin-1. The record is from RefSeq and is a predicted model, not a curated record. Lineage: Eukaryota; Metazoa; Chordata; Mammalia; Rodentia; Muridae. The transcript has 10 exons. The coding region runs from base 38 to 1045 and encodes 335 amino acids.